CGUUCCAAAAAUUUCGUCUGCUGUAUAUUUUUUUUCUUCUAUUCCCUUAAUUCCCCGUCUUUUCCAAAUAUUUGUGCAUUUGCUUUUCUACCGCAAUCUCACUGCAGUUGUUGAAUAACCCCCUAAUAUUCCCUAUCUGCUUUUACAUAACAUUUAAAAUCGACACAUUGCAACCGAAUACGAAUAUGGCUGCAUUACAGGUUUCUAAGCUUGCAUCUGUUCUUGCCCGAUGCUUACCGUCAGACUUGAAGAACGCCGCAAAAUUCAAAGUAAAAGUGAUGGAAUUUGAUACACAUUUGAAUAUGCACUUUUCAAAACAUGUUACAGUGUACGCACAUGAUCCAAGUAGUGUGUGCAAACCUGGUGAUGUUGUGAUGAUUGAUCUGUUACCCAAAAAGCUGACGAAAAACAUCACCCACCAAGUCAAUAAGAUCGUAUACACAUUUGGGGAUAUAACAGAUCCUAUAACAGGGAAAAAAGUUGUUGUGGGCAAAUAUCGUGAUGAAAUUGAGGCCAGGAAUGAACUUUAUGGGAAAAAUCCAUCUGGAUUUGAUUACACCAGGGCUCCGGACAGAGGAUGGCAAGUUGGAAAGAGAGAUUUCUCAGAUAAAGAUACUUACAAAAAAUAUCACAUGUUUGAACAUGAUGAACCCUAUGCUGUUUAGUUGAUAAAAGCCUUGUGUAUUAUUUGAGCUGUUGAUUUGCAUAGUAAAACAUUCAUAGCUA
Messenger RNA from Daphnia pulicaria, 726 nucleotides. RefSeq names its product 28S ribosomal protein S17, mitochondrial-like (gene mRpS17). Gene Ontology annotation, biological process: mitochondrial translation. The transcript is spliced from 5 exons. Gene Ontology annotation, molecular function: structural constituent of ribosome. Lineage: Eukaryota; Metazoa; Arthropoda; Branchiopoda; Diplostraca; Daphniidae. Bases 186 to 665 code for a protein of 159 amino acids. The record is from RefSeq and is a predicted model, not a curated record. Gene Ontology annotation, cellular component: mitochondrial small ribosomal subunit.